AUGGAAUAUCAGCCUUUGAUAAACAAGAGGAGUGGAAGCUGGCUUCCAAGUAUCAAAUUCUUUGGAGCGGUAUGUGCAGUAGGAAUAGGAGGAGCUUUUCAGUAUGGAUAUAAUCUAUCAAUUAUCAACGCACCUACAACACAUGUACACAAGUUCAUCAAUGAUACCUGGUAUGCACGGUACCAUUCCCACUUGGAUGAAAGUCUGUUGACGCUCAUUUGGUCUAUUAUUGUUUCAGUGUUUACAAUUGGAGGCCUCAUUGGGACAAUUGUAGGUGGACAUGCAGCAGCAAAGAUUGGCAGGAAGCAGACUUUACUGGUGAAUAAUGUUGUAGCAAUUCUAGCUGCUCUCUUCAUGGGAAUUGCACAACCUGCCAGGUUAUAUGAGCUUCUGAUAGUUGGGAGAUUCCUUAUAGGAUUUAAUGCAGGUGUUGGUUUGUGUGUGCAGCCAUUGUAUCUUGGAGAAAUAGCUCCCAAGAGAAUCAGAGGCCUAACUACAGUGGCAAUUAAUAUUUUCUUGACUGGCGGAAUCCUUACAGGACAAGUUAUUGGUUUACAGGAACUACUGGGCAGUGAGAACAACUGGUCUUUAUUGCUGGCUACAUGUGCCAUACCUGCUCUUCUACAGCUAGCUUCCCUGCCAUUCUUCCCAGAGAGCCCCAGAUACCUUUUCAUAGACAACAAAGAUGAAUAUCGGUGUCAAAAAGCACUCAAAGCGCUUUACGGUUCAAAUGAUUAUCAGAUGGAAAUGGAUGAUAUUCAAAAAGAAUCACAAGCUUUAAAUGAUGAGAAACCCAAAAAGGUACUCGAGUUGUUCUUCGAUCGUACGAUCAAAUGGCAGCUUAUAGCGGUCAUCAUCUGCAACAUGGGACAGCAGCUUAGUGGGAUCAAUGCAAUCUAUUUUUACGCAGAAUAUGUAUUUAAAAAAUCAGGGAUACCUGAACAAAAAAUUCCCUAUGUUACGCUGGGAACUGGAGUCUGUGAAUGUAUCACAGCAGUAACAUGUGGACUGUUCAUAGACAGAGCUGGAAGACGGUUACUAAUUAUUGGAGGAUACUCUUUGAUGGCAUUGUGGUGUGUUAUACUGACCGUGACAUUGUCAUUUCAGGAAGCUUAUACAUGGGUGCCGUAUUUCAGUAUGUCUACUAUACUUGCGUUUAUAAUGAGCUUUGGUUUAGGACCAGGUGGCGUUACAAAUACAUUAACUGCAGAGUUAUUUACUCAGUCAUCACGAGCUGGAGCAUUUAUAAUAGGAGGAUCUGUAAACUGGAUCAGCUUCUUUGCUAUAGGAAUAGCCUUUCCUUUCAUAGUGAAUGGGUUGAAUCAGUAUUGCUUCCUGUUUUUCUUUGCGGUGUGCACCUUGAUAGCAACUUUUAUUUACUGUAUUGUACCAGAAACAAAGAACAAAUCAUUCCUCGAUAUCAAAGAUGACUUUCAAAAACUGAACUUUGGUCGCAGGCACGGGAAAUCUCAAGAGAUAGCAAGUAUCACAAUGUAA
This is a messenger RNA of Nanorana parkeri, 1497 nucleotides long. RefSeq names its product solute carrier family 2, facilitated glucose transporter member 11-like. The coding region runs from base 1 to 1497 and encodes 498 amino acids. Gene Ontology annotation, molecular function: hexose transmembrane transporter activity. Gene Ontology annotation, cellular component: membrane. The transcript is spliced from 12 exons. Lineage: Eukaryota; Metazoa; Chordata; Amphibia; Anura; Dicroglossidae. Gene Ontology annotation, biological process: monosaccharide transmembrane transport. The record is from RefSeq and is a predicted model, not a curated record.